CUCUCUCAAAUGCGUGGGUGAAAGUGAAGAUGUGGACGAUUGAGAAGCAGUGGGUUCAGAUCUUCGAGAGGCAGCAAUGGGUCAUCAACCAGGCCAAGCAGCAGGCCUUCCUCUUCGACCAAGACCUCUCCUCCCAACUCCUCCUUGCCGGAAUCCCCCCCAAUCCCUCUCUCGCGUUGAACCAUCAGGAGCUGAUUUCAGAAGUUCCAUUCCCUCGCACGCGGCGUGUGAUCCCUUUCACUGGCACUGAUUGCUGUGGGUUUGAUAACCCAGUUGCUACAGCUCACCACGGGCAGCUAGCAAAUGGUUUGUGCGUGGAACAUUGUGGGGUAAAUAAAGGUUUUGAUGUAGGAGAAAAUGUAUUGGAUUUGCCGCAGUGUCCAACCAGUAAUGGUGGAUGUGCCUCCAAUGGUGUUCCUCAAGAUCUUCAACAAGAGGAACCUAGUGUUACGUCUCCUGAAGAUGAGGGGAAUGCAAGAGUCUCAGCCGCUUACCAUGAUUCAGCUAUACAACUGGCUAGAGUCGCAGGAGAGGAGGUAUCGGCUUUGCCACAGGGCCACAAUGGGGAUGCUGGGCGUGCCUCUAUUGCUGUUCUACAAGAUCAGAGAGAAGAGAAUUCUGGUGGUAUAUCUCCUCAAGGUCAGAGUGAUGCAAAAAUGGUAUGUCUCCCAAGGAUCAGUAAUGGUGGAUGUGCCUCCAAUGGUGUUACUCAAGAUCAUAGAGAAGAAGAUCCUAGUGUUGCGUCCCCUGAAGAUAUGAGGGGUGCAAGAGUCUCAGACGUUUACCAUGACUCAGCUUUAACACCAGUUAGAGGUACAGGAGAGGGGUUAUCAAAUUUGCCACUAUGUCACAUUAGUGAUGCUGGGUGUGCCUUUGAUGGUGUUAUACAAGAUCACAAAGAAGAAAAUCCUAGUGGUACGUCUCCUGAAGAUCAUAGGGAUGCAAGAAUGUUAGACAGUUGCCUCGACCCUGCUCUUUCACUGGCUAGAGUUCAGAGAUCUAAGUCAAGACAAAGGGCUCUAGCAAUUCGAAACAGUACACAAAAAAGCUGUUCACAGGGCAAUGGCAAUGAUGAUGGUUAUGCUGGUGGAACUGUGAAGUGUCUGAUAUCUACCCCACAAUCUGAAGAUGUCAAUGAAUUGAAUGACAAUCAUUCUGUAGUGGAAAAACCAAAGAUAGGAGAAUUUCAAACCAAGGAAAGAGGUUCUCACAUCUACUCUGGUAGAAUUACUAGAUCUAGAAGCUCUGGCUGUCAGGAGAACUCUUUAAAUGUCAGUAGCUCUCCGUGUAUUUGCAAGACAAGUGGUGGUAUAGCUGUUGAUUCUAUUGGAAAAUCAACGCAGCUGUCUAACCAUGUAAUUCAGUCACUGGAAAUGGUCAGUUACUCUCCUGUAACUAAUGACAGUUGUCAAGAGGGGGAAUUGAAAUCUCAAGACCACUUAAGCAAGGAGAAGCAAACUAUUGAGGAAGAUUCUACGUCUGCGGACUUGGAAAGAGAUGAACACACUCCAAAGGCUUUACAAGAAGUCAAAGGUCCUUCAAUUUCUAAGGAUGGUGCUGGGAACUCAAUUGUUUGUAGGAGUCCUGUUGAAGAAACACAUCUAAAUAAGGAUCAACACAUAGUAGAGACAUCUGGAUCUUCACCUGAGGCACAGAGGAAAGAGGGCGGAAUGGGUUUUGAAGGGGUGGAUAGUAGUCCAAAUGGUCUGCUCACUUCUUUGCAUGAAGAAAAAGAAGCAUCAUAUUCAAGUUUGAUCAAGCAGGCUGCUGGACGUCCUCAUGAUUAUUUGCUGGAGGAAAUAGGAGUAGCACUUCCAACUAGCAUUGACAUUGAGGCAGUAAGCCACUGCUUAAAGGAGAACCCAGUCUCUCUUCUUCAGGAUAAUUUAAUAAUAGAAAAUACUGAAGAAUUGUCUUGUGCUGGAAAAACCAUGCAGGGAAAUACAUUUGAUUUUGGAGGGCCCAGCAAAUUUUUAGAAUUGUCAGGCAGUGCUCCACAUGUUAAAUCCUCACAGCCUAAAAAUGUUGCUGAAUUGAACGAUAAUCAUUCUAAUGUGGUGAAACAAAAGACAGGAGAACUUCAAAUCAAGGGAGAAGGAAAUAACAUGUUCUCUGGUAGAAUUACAAGAUCUCGAAGCUCUGGCCAUCAGGAUAACUCUCUAAUUGCCAGUGCCUCGCCCUGCAUUGGCAGGACAAGUAGUGGUAUAGCUUUUAAUAUUGAUACUAUGGAACAGUCGUGUUUGAAAGGACUUUCUACUCCUGCUAGUAAGAAGGGGAUACAUGGGAGUUCAUCAGUAAAAAUGCCUCCUUCCUUCAUGCAUGCUGAAAAGAAACUAGAAGAAGGAAUGACCAUCACUGCCAAUGGAAACUGUAACUCACCCCUGGAAAUGAAUUGUCUGGGCAAUUGUGAAGUUUCAGCCAAAGAAAUGGAGGUCCAGAGCAGUUUAGUUGAAGCCGUCGAGGAGGAGUUCAUUGAAUCUAGAAGAUUGUCAAACGGCAAUGUGAUCUCAUCAGUAAAAGAACCAGAUGAUGCUUAUACCGAUGCAGAUGCUAAUACUUUGUUAGAAUGCGGGAAAACUCCGAAUCAGAAAUGUUCCCUGAGAGAUGAUCAAACUCCCUUGCGAGUAGGCAGUGAUUGUUUGGUUCAUAGCCCGGUAAAAGAAGUAAGUGGAUCUAAUGUUGCAAAAUCAACUGAGUUGGUGUCAGAAGAGUGUGCAGUGGAUUCUAAUGCCCUCUGUAAUCCUCACAAAUCAACAGACGGGGAUUAUGCUAUGGUGUCUGGGCCUGGUUCUCAUAGGAUCCUAGAUGCAGAGAAUCUUGAAGUUGACAACCCUUAUGCUGCUUCUAGGGAUGAGCUCAGAAGUAACAUGGUUCAGUCGACUGUAAAUGCAUACAUUUCUCCAGAAUAUUUACAGAGGAUUGUCGGUGAUGACAGAGAGGAAGGUGGUUCGGAACCAACUGGAUGCCAGACUGCAGAGAACUCCAAAGGAAGAAGUAUUUCCUAUUCUAUGGAUGGAACAUCACCUAAGCAUAAACGAAGAAAGAUGGAUGAUAAAACAGUUCAUGACUUGUCUACUUCAGUAGCCUUGAGAGAAGAGGUUUUUCAUGCUGUAAAAACAGUUUGUAUGUGUGUGAACUUGGAAAGAGAAGAACACAGUCCAACAGCUUUACAACAUGUCCCAGGGCUUUCAGUUUCUCAGGAGGAUGCUGGGAAAUUAACUGUCAGUAGGAGUCAUGCUGAAGAAAGACAUCUAAAUGAGGAUCAUAUGGUAGAGAGGUCUAAAUCUUUAUCUCAGGCACAGAAGAAAGAGGGUGGAACGGGUUUGGAAGGGGUGGAUAGUAGUCCAAAUGUUCCGUUCACUUUUUUGCAUGAAGAAAAAGAAGCAUCGGUUUUCUCAAGAUUGAUCAUGCAGGCUUCCGAACAUCCUCAAGAUUUUUUGCUGGAGGAAACAGGAGCAGCACUUCCAACUAACAUUAACAUUGAUGGAGGAAGCCAUUGCUUAAAAGAGGACCCACUUUGUCUUCAUCUUCAGGAUCAUACAAGGCUAGAAAAUGCUGAAGAUGUGUUGUUUGCAGGAAGAACCAUGCUUGCAAAGAGAUUUGAUUUUGGAGGGAUCAGCAACUUCACAGAAUUGUCAGGCGGUGCUCCACAUGUUAAAUCCUUGGAUUUGAAUAGUGCUGAUGACGCAAUGCCAGUACUUGAGAGUUUUGUUAUAAAAACAGAUGAUGAUCCACAUAGCAUUGCUGAAGAAGGAAUCAGCUUUGACUGGAACCUUCCAAACAAUGCAGUAGAACGUGCAAGUAUUCUGGAGCAGCUUUGCAAAUCUGCUUGCAUGGAAACUCCCGUAGCCUAUCCUUCAGCUUCUUAUAAGUUGCAAAGACUUGAAAAUCUACAGCAAUCUGUUCCAACUGGGGCUUUGGAGCAUGUAGAUCUGAGGACCCUUCCUAUUAAUGAUAAUGUUAAGCAAUCGAAGGACGGUAAUGGUUGUUGGACUGAUGAAGUUAGCCCAGCCUUUUAUGGAAGAUCCUAUUCUGAUUGCCUACCAAAUUUUAGUGGUCAAUCUGGUUGGGAUAUUAAGAAGCCUUAUUCCUCUCCUGUUGGGAAAGUUUGGGAUAGAAUUGCUUCAAGCUCUAGUAGUUCGGGGAAGCGAGUGAGCUCAAUCCCGGAGCUUGCCUGUAUUACUGAAGAAAUUGAGAAUACAGAUGAGGUAGCUGAUACUUUUCAAGAUGGCAUUGUUUCUGAAGUGUUAAAUUAUUCUCCAAAAAGGUCACCGCUUGCAGACAUUACAGAAAUCCCCAACCUUCCUGCUUCGGUUUCUAAAGCUCUGCCCUACACUGAUAGAUUUAGUCUAGAUUCAGUAACCACUGAAUUCAGUUUAACGGGGACUCAUAAGAGUGUCAAAAAGAAGCCUGGAAUACAAAACAGCACUAAGAGAAGAUAUAACAAUAAUGAGAACCAGAGCGUAUCUCGAGGAACAAAGGAUAUUAAAAGGGCCACUGGAUCACUUCAGAAUAGGUACAGCAAGCCAAAGUUAUCUGGAAAAACCAUUUUGCGAAAAGGAGGCCCUAGUUUGUCAGAGCUGGAGCCUAAACCUAACAAUAUUGUCACCAAUAUUACUUCCUUUAUUCCACUUGUGCAACAGAAACAAGCAGCUGCAGCCUUACCAGCGAAGAGAGACAUCAAAGUGAAGGCCCUGGAGGCUGCUGAAGCUGCAAAGCGUCUUGCAGAAAGGAAAGAUUAUGAACGUAAGAUGAAGAAAGAAGCUAUGAAGGUUGAGCGAGCAAGAGUGGAGCAAGAGAAUAUGAAGAAGUUGGAGCUGCAGAGGAAAAGAAAAGAAGAGGAGAGGAAGAAAAAUGAGGCUGAUAUGGCAGCAAAGAAGAGACAAAGGGAAGAGGAAGAUAAAAAGGAGAAGCAAAGAAAAAAGAUGCGUGUUGAAGAAGGGCGCAGGGAGAAGAGAGAACUUGAAGAGAAGUCACGGGUGGAAAAAGUAAAGAAAGAACUAAAAUGCCAUGCCAGUGAUGGAAGAGGACGCAAGAAUAAGGAAUCAAAAUGCAAUACCUUGCAUAAGAAAGUGGACGAAGAAAUGGAACAUGACACUCUCAGGAGCAUUUCAGAGACAGAUCCUAGGAGUUCAUGUGUUUCAGAAAAUAAUGCCAGAACAGGGACUGCUGUCAAUGAAGAGUACUGUAAGGGCUUCAGUAAUUUUGAGCAUAAGGAAGAGAGUACUGUAGACCAAGCCACAGAAAAUGAGAAAUUGGUUGUGAAGACUAGUCGAGAACAGUCUUAUGAUAUCUCUCCAUACAAAGAAUCAGAUGAUGAAGACGAAGAAGAUGAUGACAGUAUACCAAAUAAUAAAUUUAUUCCUUCAUGGGCAAGCAAAAAUUGCCUGGCUCUUGUUGCUUCUCGCCAGAGUGUACCUGAGCCUGAGAUGAUCUUCCAUCCCAAAAGCUUUCCCUGUAUAUCUGAAGAUUUUCAAAGACUUGUUAUGCGAAGAGAUUUUGAGCAAGUUAUCCCUUUCAAGCCGCUCUUUAGGUUAAUAAUGUAG
Messenger RNA from Fragaria vesca subsp. vesca, 5546 nucleotides. RefSeq lists its product as uncharacterized. The transcript has 9 exons. NCBI's taxonomy places the organism in Eukaryota, Viridiplantae, Streptophyta, Magnoliopsida, Rosales, Rosaceae. The record is from RefSeq and is a predicted model, not a curated record. The coding region runs from base 30 to 5546 and encodes 1838 amino acids.